This is a messenger RNA of Agrilus planipennis (emerald ash borer), 6647 nucleotides long. RefSeq lists its product as uncharacterized. Gene Ontology annotation, molecular function: histone H3K9 demethylase activity; histone H3K36 demethylase activity. Gene Ontology annotation, biological process: chromatin remodeling. Lineage: Eukaryota; Metazoa; Arthropoda; Insecta; Coleoptera; Buprestidae. The transcript is spliced from 15 exons. The record is from RefSeq and is a predicted model, not a curated record. Gene Ontology annotation, cellular component: nucleus. The coding region runs from base 369 to 5657 and encodes 1762 amino acids.
CCAUCUCUCUUUAAUGAAGUAAACAAACGUUGCUGGUAUGGGUUGGAUUGAAUUGGAUCUCUUGAUAUCUGCCAUCGAAAAGUUGUUGAAAAACAGUGAAAUUGUUCCUCAGCGGAGAUGAUCUCUACUUUAAAUUGUAAAUUAAAUUUCGCUAAAUAAUAUGUAAUUAUUAGUUUAUGUGAAAACUUUAAUUGAAGGUUUUUAAUUGUGGUGACAUACUUGUACGUGCAUUGUGUAUAAUGUGUUAUGGCCGCUGUUAUUUAAUUGACAUUAACUAGAAUAAAAUUGAAAUAAAUUUUUAACGGUAUGCCAGUAAUAAGUGGUCUUUAAAACAAAAAUCAAAAGAUAAUAAAAAUAAAGAAACUAAAAUGGCUGAGCCAAAGCAGCCCAAAUUUCCUAAAAUAAUGGUUUUUCGACCCACAUGGGACGAAUUUAAAGACUUCAAUAAUUAUGUCCAAUUUAUGGAAUCAAAAGGUGCCCAUAAAGCUGGAUUAGCAAAGGUGAUUCCUCCACCAGAAUGGGUCCCUAGGAAGUCAGGAUAUAAAGUUGAAGAUUUAAGUAUAACCAUACCAGCCCCAAUUUGCCAAGUAGUGACAGGAAAACAAGGCUUAUAUCAGCAAAUUAAUAUUCAGAAAAAAGCUAUGACAGUAAAGCAGUAUAGAGAUUUAGCUAAUUCUGAGAGGUACCAGACACCAAAGCACUUUGACUAUGAAGAUUUAGAGAGGAAAUAUUGGAAGAACAUAACAUACGUUGCACCAAUUUAUGGAGCUGAUGUCUCUGGUAGUUUAACUGAUACUAAUGUUGAUGAGUGGAAUAUCAAUCGUUUGGGGACAAUUUUGGAUUAUGUUAAUGAAGAUUAUGGAAUAUCUAUUGAGGGAGUCAACACAGCUUAUUUGUAUUUUGGAAUGUGGAAGACAACUUUUGCUUGGCAUACUGAAGACAUGGAUUUGUAUUCCAUAAAUUAUCUGCACUUUGGAGCUCCCAAAACUUGGUAUGCUAUACCUCCUGAGCAUGGCAGAAGAUUAGAAAGACUGGCAAAUGGCUUUUUUCCUAGCAGUUAUAAAACAUGUCAGGCCUUCCUUAGACACAAAAUGACACUAAUUUCUCCACAAAUUCUAAAGCAAUAUUCAAUUCCAUUCAAUAAGAUUACUCAAGAAGCUGGUGAAAUAAUGAUAACAUUUCCAUAUGGAUAUCAUGCUGGUUUCAAUCAUGGCUUCAAUUGUGCUGAGUCGACGAAUUUCGCCUGUCCACGAUGGGUCGAAUAUGGUAAAAGGGCCUCCCAGUGCACGUGUAGCAAGGAUAUGGUCAAAAUUUCCAUGGAUACAUUUGUUAAACGUUUUCAACCUGAGAGAUAUGAUAAGUGGUUACAAGGACAGGAUAUUGGUCCACACCCAGAAGAACCUAACAAACAAGUGGCAGCUCCCCACCCGUUGCCUCAAGAUAUCCUAUGUAACAAAAACAAUCCGACCUUACCUGCCAGCUUCCUUCAAGCCAAUUUCAAAAAAGGACGAUUUAGGCAAAAAGCCAAAGCAAUGGGAUUUAGCGGACAUGACAUCAGUUUGGAAGACUUCCCUGCUGAAUUACAAUUACAGCUGAUGGAAGAAGACAUGGAUGCAUCAUCACCAACCGAACUCGCUCCUGAUGAACAACAGUUAGAAGUUCUUGAAGAUAUUUGGCUUAAAGCUGGAGAGAUUGAUAUUGAAGACGCCACUAUUUUAGACGAAGGUUAUAAGGUUACUAAUAAGCGUAAAAAGAAUCCGUGCAAAAAAAGGAAAUCUGACGCCACAUUACGUCCAAGAACUAAGAAGAAAGUUAAGGCAAAAGCAAAUCCAGCUGAAGAAAGCAUUAAAGAAAUCACCAAAAGUGGACUGUAUGCUCCAUAUAGUGGAAAAACGAAAAAGGUAUGUGGUAAGAUUGUGGCGCCUUUGGAUUUGUUAAAGAACGGGGUGGAGGAAGAUAGCCAAAGUAGUUCAAACACCGACGAGUUGGUUCAAAGUCUCGUGGAAGAACGUUCGAACAAAUUAAACAUUAGGAACCAGGCGUCCGGUGACAAUUUAGUACGUAGUCUUAUUGAGAACGAGGAGAAAAAGCUAAAAGUUAAAAAGAAGAAGAAACAUAAGCACAAGGACCACCACAGGAGAGAACAUCACAAGUCGUGUCAUAAAAAGAAGGGUGGCAAGAGAAAGAAGAUAUCAUCUGAGAACCCGCCGAAGAAUAGAUCGACUUCAGAAGAUCCUUCUCAAGAUACUGUCAGUCGCGUUAUCGAUGAUAUUAUCCAGCGGGCCGCUCUUGAACACGAAGAGGUAAUUCGUCAAGAGAGCGGGAACGACAGUCCCAUCCAUAAUCCCACAGUUUCCAAAUACGGUCCCUUCUCUCAUUCCUCUGCAUUGAAAAAUCACGGCUUGGAGUGCAAAAAUUUGGAAGAAAGUGAACAAAAACGAUCUAAAACACUUAACAGUCUUUUAAAACAGCGCAUCCAGAAGAGGGGUAAGCUUGAAGUGACUGCUAACACCAACCGAACCGAGCUCGAAUCAAAUUGGAUUAAGUUUGAUCCAAAUCCAAAGCCUGCAAUGAACGAACAAGCGAAAAGUUGUUACGAAACAGCAUUCUUGUCAUUUCUUGAGAACAAAACGAAGUUAUCGAUUAGAGAUUAUCAGAGGGAUAUUUUUGUGUUGAAACCAACUGAACGUGAAAACAAAACCGACCCGAAUACAAAAAGUAAGUAUACGAAACCCAUCGAAAGUGGUGUUUCUUUGACUAAAAAUAAUGAAAAUUCCGACAAACCUGAUGAUAUAAACGAAGUUGCAUUUAAAAAGGAUAACUUUGUACAAGUUUCCAAAGGAAGAACCGAAAAAACAAUCAAGGUUUCGCCUCCCAAAGAUCCAAAAUAUUGUAUUCUUCAAUCCCUAAAAGAUGACGAAAUGAAAAAAGAUAGCGAACACGAGAAAACAAUUAUAAAAGAUAAACACGAAGAGCGUAUACAAAACGUUGAACAGAAUACAAAUCAAAAACACGAAUUACCUUCCGUUACACAGCAACCAAUUAUAAAAGAAGACAGAAGAAAGUCUCGUAAAAAUAGUCACCCAAAAAAUGUCAAAGAUAUUAAGUCCAUAAGUGUCCAAGAUGUGAAUGGGUUCGCAGCUUCGAUUACUUUUUCAAAAAUGAACUCUAAAGUCCUGUCCAGUGACGGUAAACAAUUUCACGAAAUACAGGAUAUGCCUGUUUUGAGUAUUCCAGAACCUGUAGAAGAUCAGGAAAUUUCAAUGCCUCUUUUAGAUCCGCAGUGCUCUCCUGUUAUUACUUUCCCACAAGAAAAUGUAACGGUAAACAAUAAUCCACAGUAUCAUUCAGUACAAACGAACCUUAUGGAGUCCGCCAACUAUCAAAUCAUUCCUCAACAACACCAAAUUCUCGUUUACAAUAAUGUAGUGCAACCGGUUGAAAUAGUGAACAGCCAAUAUGUUCAAGGCACUCAAUUUGUUGCUAACAAUCAGCCGAUGAUGUUCAGUCAAGAGAUUCAGAGUCCACAAAUAGUCUUACAAAAAAUACAAAAUGUAGAGAACAAUCUGAUCUUACAAGGAACAGGUCCUUUAAUUCAUAUGACUCAAGUGAAUGAACAAAGGCAGCAAUUAAUGUUUCACACGAAUUCUCCACAAAUUCUUCAACAUGGUCAACAACAAAUUUUAUUGAAAGAGGUUGGAAUGAUUUCACAGCAACAAUUUAAUCAACAACCGUUUGCUGAACAAAGCAUUAGUUUGGAAAAUGGAAAUUUUCGAAGUUCGCAAAUAGGUCAAGUGGCAGCAAAUUUUUUUGACAGUUCCUUAAAAGAGCAACAGCAUCAGCAGGGAAAAGACAGUCGUGUUACAAAAUCAAGAAAGUUAAAUAACAUUUGGGUCAAACCAGCCAAGUAUUAUCAGGUUAAUACGUGUCAUACAAAAUAUGACAGAGGUGAUCGUUUUUAUCCAUUGACUGAUAAACCCAUAAAAUUGGACCACGAAAAAGUCGACAAAAAUAAAACUUUAUUAAGAUCUGCCAGUAGCACUACCAAAAAAUGUACAAAAAAAGAAAAAGCCCGACAAAAGAGGAGAAGUUCUGCCAGACUAUCUAAUGACACUAAUUCGUCUACUAACAGUUCAGGCGCUAACAAAGAAAUGUACUACGACGACCUUGCAAAUGUUGUUGAAGAAGUUGUUGAGACGUGUGAUGAGUCUAGCGAGAAUGGUGACAAUACAACUAACCUAUCUAAUGACUCAGAAAACGUAACUUUACCCGAUGAGAAUUUAAAGUAUAUCGCGCAAGUGUAUGAGGAUGUCACAAAAAAAUUGGAAAUGAAAUUGGAAAAACAUAAGAAAGAUUUGGAGAAUAGUGUGGGUUUGGUAAACGAAUCAGAUGUUUUGAACGAAAACAGAGCCAAUAUACGAAAGAGGACCUUCAAGAAGGCAACUAAAGCUGUCCGAAACCUCUAUAAAAAUAUUAAAAAUAAAAAGCACCGACGCUCACCCAGAAAUUUCAAAAAGAAUAAGAAAAACUGCGAGAACACAAUCGCAUUUGUUACCAAUCAAGCACUGAGUAAAAAAAGAAAGAAAGAGGUUAAAGAAGAUUCAAAAGUCUGUGAUAUUGGUAAACCGAGCUCCAUAUCGGAAGCCACUUUCGAAGAUUUUAUUCAAAAAGUGAAUAUCCAAGUCUCAAAUGUGACAUACGCAGAAGUAGAACGAUUGAGUAUGUCGGAUAAUUGUAAUAAAGACAAUAGUGACGAUUUUGUCGGUUCGUCGUAUAAUUUUCAGAAAAAAGUUAAGAAAAUAAUUAAUAUGAAAAAUAGUUCAAAAAGAAAAAAAUUUUUAGGUGACCGCAAAAAGUAUUAUAAACGAAUGCUAAAAAGUAAAUUGCAUAACCUUGUCUCGUGCAAUGCGAAAGAAAUGCUAUCUCCGAAACUGCUGCAAGAAGUUCAAGUUUUAACCCCUAUAAAAUUAAAAGUUAAUCUUAGCGACGUUCUACUCAGUUUAUCGCCAGAUUCCAAGUCUAUUCUUUUAUCCAACAAUUCUCUCACACUUCCACCUUCCUUUCUAGCCCAAAAUGGUGUCACAACCGUAAAACCGUCACCAUCUAAAUCGAACAUAAUCGAUCAACAAAAGGUAUGCGAACCGACAAAUUCAGAUAUGAAAAUUGGCGUCGAAAAGGACACUGAUAUGUCCCCCGACAUGCCUAUUUUGUCGCCCAAAAAUCCUAUAUCUCCCCAAAAGCCUUCAUACUCGGGAAUACAAGAAAAUGACCAUAUCUGGGCGAAGAAAGAUGAUGGUUGUUAUCGACGAGCGAAAGUCAUUUCAGUUAACAAAUCUUACAUGUAUUCUGUGUAUUUUCCUGAACACGAUUUUAUCAUAGAUGACAUAAUAAGCGACGACAUUCCUAAGACCCAUAGCAUUAUUAAAGUUGGCUCCGAAAUAGACGUAAAAAGAGAAAAUAAACUCGUGAAAGGGCAAUAUUUAGCCAAGAAAAUAGUUCUCGUUUAUAAGGUAAAAUUCGAAGAUAAUACAACCAAAGUGGUACCAAAAGAAAGUGUCAUGUUGUUAACAGAGACGUUACCAAAACGUGUUGUUAAAGUACAGAUGGCUCAAAAGAAGAGACCUUCAAAACGAAAAUGUAGCCACGGUGACGAUUAACGAACGUAUUAUCCAGUAUUUUUUGAUUUUUUGGACUUAGUUAUCCAAAGACUGAUUAAUAAUCGUUUUCAUUUUAUUCAUUUUCGAGUUAUAGUUUCUAUUGACGCCUGAAAGAAUAGGGUGUUUUGACAUUGACGGAAUAUUUCGUCAUUUUUGUGUUAUAGUAACACAUGUUUGUAUAGAGAGAGAGAGAGAGAAAGAGAACAUAAUGGAGCGAAAGAAAUUGGAAGUAUGUAGUCAUGUUUCCAGUUGAUUGAAACUACCAAUUUACUAAUAAUUGUAGUAACUGUAGGUAUCUUAUUGUUUUUAAUAUUCUUUCCAGAAAUUUUGAACACUUUAUUUUCAUUUUCUUUAUGGCGUCAUCGCUAGUACAAGUCCAGUGUGAUUUUACUUUUUUUUUGAGCUGUGUUAGUGAAAUGAUAAGAUAGUAGGUAGCUAUAAGACAAAAGUUUUAUAUACAUAAAAAAAGUAGUACACAUAACUUUUUUUUAAAUUCAAGCAAAAAUUCCUUGUGAUUUUUUUUCAUUCAUGACUGGAAUAAUCAUAGUUUCUUUUUUAACUACUGCUUGAUUAUCAAAUAAAAAAGAUAACUUCUGAUCUUUUUAACGUCUAAUCGUAACAUUUUCAAGUCAUUUUGCUUUCAAAAAACCCAAACAAAUUGUUAUAGGAGUUUGUUAUUAUUAAUACAAUUUUGUAAAUAAAAUCCAAGUGAUUUUCAGGUACAUAAAAAACAUAAGUAUAUAGGUAUAUAAUUAAUAAAAAAAAGAAAUGAAGAAAAAGUGCAUAGAAGUCAUGCACUUUGCACGCUUGUAGUAUUUAAUUAAGAAAGUGUCAGUCACAUUGUCUUGUUUGAAAAGUUUAGUUUAAUUAAUGUUCGAACUGAAUAAUGAUAUUUGUUAGUUAUUUGUCUAAUAAUAAAUAUCGAGAACGAUGUAAGAAAAGUAUUUGCUUAUAAAUAAUAAAUUUAACGGUGUGUCAUUUCAAUUGGAA